This is a messenger RNA of Mus caroli (Ryukyu mouse), 999 nucleotides long. The record is from RefSeq and is a predicted model, not a curated record. NCBI's taxonomy places the organism in Eukaryota, Metazoa, Chordata, Mammalia, Rodentia, Muridae.
AUGGUCAUUACUCCAUUGUGCAAAGAAGCCAUCUCCAUGUUGUCUCAAAAUAAAAUCAUUAGAACAAAAGAAGAAGUGGCUCUUCAGAUUCUUUUGCUUUGCCAAUCUGGGGUUGGAAUUCUGGGCAACAUCCUACUGUUUCUUCAUAAUUUCUCUCCAAUUUUGACUGACUCACAACUGAAGCCCAUUCAGAUCAUACAAACAAACUUAGCUGUGGCCAAUACCUUCAUUCUCCUCUUCUUGACAUUUCCAAACCAUAUGGCAGUUUUGGCUCCAAGGAAGCCUCCAACUGACCUCAAAUGUAAACUUGCAUACUUCUUUCACAUGGUGGCUCGAAGCACAAACAUGUGUUCCACCUGUGUCCUCAGCACCUACCAGUUUGUCACUCUUGUUCCUGGUACCUGGGCUAGGGUCAUGUUCAGAGAAAUAUCCCCCAAGGUUGUGAGCUAUUCUUGUUACAGUUGCUGGUUGUUCAGUGUCUUAAAUAAUGCUUACAUCCCAAUGAAUGUUAGUGGUCCUCAGAAAACACAUAAUGGCACUGAUUCUAAAGGUAAGUGGGUCUGCUCAACUUCUGGUUUCAAUGUUGGCAUGAGCUUCUUACGGUUUGCCCAGGAUAUUAUAUUUAUCAGCACCAUGAUCUGGACCAGUGUCUCCAUAGUGCUUCACCUGAACAGACACCACCAGAGAAUGCACUGCAUACAUAAUACUAGUCAGAAGUUCAGAACCUGUGCUGAGACCAGAGCAGCCCAUACUGUCCUGAUGCUGGUAGUCACAUUUGUGAGCUUUUAUCUUCUAGACUGCAUUUGCACUUUCUUUCACAUUUCUUUUGUGAACACUCGUUUCUGGUUGAGGCAUGUCAAAGAAGUUCUGACUCUGAGCUUCCCCACCAUUUCUCCCUUAAUUCUGAUCUUUAGGGAUCCCAGGGGUCCUUGUUCUGUACCCUUCAUUGUGGGGCUACAAAGCCAUGUCACUGGGAUAUCCAGUCUGGAGCAAGAGUGA